Molecule: messenger RNA, 1686 nt
Organism: Miscanthus lutarioriparius
Lineage: Eukaryota; Viridiplantae; Streptophyta; Magnoliopsida; Poales; Poaceae
Source: the annotation of a GenBank genome assembly
AUGGCGGAGGCGGCUGCCCACUCCUCCAACUCGGCCGUCGACGGUGGCGGCGGUAGCGUUCAAAACGAUUAUCCCACCAUUGACCCGACCUCGUUCGACGUGGUGCUCUGCGGCACGGGCCUCCCGGAGUCUGUCCUCGCCGCCGCCUGCGCCGCCGCUGGGAAGACGGUCCUCCACGUCGAUCCCAGCCCGUUCUACGGCUCCCUCUACUCUUCCAUCCCACUCUCCUCCCUCGCCUCCUUCCUAUCCCCUGAGGCCUCCCCACCCACCUCGUCCGCGGCGGCCGCCGCCUCCGAUUCGCGUACCGUCGUCGUCGAUCUCCACCGACGGAGCGUGUACUCCGAUGUCGAGACCUCGGGGGCGGCGCCAGAGCCGGCGAGGCGGUUCACCAUUGACCUGGUGGGGCCCCGUGUGCUGUACUGCGCCGAUGAGGCAGUGGACCUCCUCCUGCGGUCGGGGGGCAGCCACCAUGUGGAGUUCAAGAGCGUGGAGGGGGGCAGCCUCCUCUACUGGGAGGGCUGCCUCUACCCAGUGCCAGACUCGAGGCAGGCCAUCUUCAAGGACACCACACUCAAGCUCAAGGAGAAGAACAUCCUCUUCAGGUUCUUCAAGCUUGUGCAGGCGCACAUUGCUGCCGCAUCAGCUUCUGCUGAUGAGACGAGAGAGGGGGAUGCAUCUGCCAAGAUACCUGAGGAGGACCUGGAUCUCCCCUUUGUUGAGUUCCUCAAGAAACAGGGGCUUCCCCCCAAGAUGAGAGCGGUUGUGCUGUAUGCGAUUGCCAUGGCGGAUUAUGAUCAAGAUGGUGCUGACCCUUGCGAGAAAUUGAUUACAACGAUGGAGGGAAUCCAGACCAUUGCUUUGUACUCCUCGUCCAUUGGGAGGUUCGCUAAUGCAGAAGGCGCUUUCAUUUAUCCUAUGUAUGGGCAUGGUGAGCUGCCUCAGGCUUUCUGUCGCUGUGCUGCGGUUAAGGGCGCCCUAUAUGUGUUGCGGAUGCCAGUGGCUGCAGUUCUUAUGGAUGAGGAAAAGAAGCAUUUUGUAGGUGCCAGAUUGGCAUCUGGUCAGGAUAUUUUGUGCCAACAAUUGAUAUUCGACCAGUCUUAUAAGAUUCCUACCUUGGAUGUCCCAUUUGAUGGUUCAGAUUCUCACUUUCCAAGAAAAGUUGCGAGAGGGGUAUGCAUAAUUAGCAAGUCUGUGAAACAGGGAUCAUCAAAUGUUCUGGUUAUUUUCCCUCCAAAAUCACUAGAAGAGCAGCAGGUCACAGCUGUUCGACUUCUUCAGUUGAGCAGCAAUCUCGCAGUAUGUCCUCCUGGGAUGUUUAUGUCAUAUCUGUCUACUCCCUGUACGGAUGUCUCAGCCGGAAAGCAAUGCAUAAAAAAAGCAAUAGAUGCUCUUUUCAGUCCUCAGGCUUCAGAUGGUUCGGAAGGCCAUCUUGAGACAGCCAGUGAAAGCACUGGGGAUGUGAAACCAACACUAAUCUGGAGCUGUGUGUAUGUUCAAGACAUCACACAGGAAAAAAAUCAGGGAACAUCUUUAUUGUCAUGCCCCAUGCCUGAUGAAUACCUGGACUACAGAAAUGUACUGGGAUCAACAAAAAAGUUAUUCGCAAGUAUCUAUCCUGAUGAAGAGUUCUUACCUAAAAAGUCAGCUCCUGUAUAUGCCGAUGAUGACUCUGAUUCUGCAGAGUAA